UACAGGCUUACAGAGAAAUUUCUCAUUUUUAGGUGUAGAAACGCGAAAGGCGUAUUUUCAACUGCGAACUCUAAAGAAAAUAUGUAUGCCUAAUGGAUCCCAAACUUGAGUGCAAUCAACGAAGCGUUGUAUAAUGCAAUGUUGGUAUCAUGUUGUUUAUACUGUACUGGAUGAUACGAAGUUCACGACAUAACCACCAAGAUCGUAUAUCAGGAGGAAAAUUUCCGGCCUUGUUAUUUGUCGCUCUCCUCGUCUCUCUCGCCGCAUAUACAAAUGGAUAUGAAGGGGAGGGGGGUAUCUUACACAGCAACCAUCUACACGCAAAACAAAUUGCGACAAGAAGAGUAAACACACUAUUUAUGAACAAUAUUAAUGUAAAACAAGGUGAAAAAAACUACCAGAAAACGUACGCUGAAUUCACAAAGUUCAGAAAAAGUUUAUCAAGGAAUAAUGCUCAAGAUACCAAGACUUUGGAACUUCUGUUUAGGCACCGGAGACAGCGGCGAGGAACCAGAGAGCUGCCUUUCGAAAUUUCUGAAGGUGAUUCAGGUGUUGCUGGGAAUAGCUUUGCGAACAGAUUCCCCUCUCCGUCUGAAGGUAAUCAGGCUUCGACUUCAACAUUUCCUCCUCGAGAUUUUAUUCGAGAGCCUUUACUACCGCCGGUUGAAUAUCCUUACGGGCCUAAUACCAACAUGAGCGGUACAAUGGACUCUUUUAAUCAUAGCUCUCGAUAUAACUUCUUAUCUAUAUGGAAUAUCUCACGACCUACCGACUUGUCACCGCCCCUUAUACCAGAAGGUGGGGCAGAAAACCGACAGAUUCCAGAGAUGACUAACCAGAAUAAACAAAAUCAGAUUGAAACUUUUUCUCCGAGUGAAUUUAGUUUCGGAUCAUCUGGCAACGGUUGGUCAGAAAAUAUUGGAAUCUCUGAGGGAAACGGAGAUUCUAGUACGCGGUUCCCACCUUGGGCUCCACGCACACAGUACCCACCUCAUUUCACUACUUUGCCUGGAUACCCAAUCACAACGCCCGUACCUGUAACUGAUAACGACGUAUUUACUUAUACCCCACAAAAUAGCACAGAACCAGGAAUUCCUGGACUUUCAUCAGACACUCCCUCGACUCCUAUUCCUGUUACUUCUCCAGACAUCACGACAGCUUCUGCCACCGUGGCAGCAUCAACUGGUGCAGAGGCGACGCCUGCUUUAAAUGAAAAUUACACAACAGCAUUUCACUUCUUAGAAGGGCCCAACAACAACAUCAACAACUACUGCUAUUAUGCCUGAACAAAGUACAACAAAGGCUACGACCAAUCCACCUACUUCAGCAACAACAAUAAAACGACCCAGCACUACACAUGAAAUUAUUGUACAAACCUCAACCGUUCCUUUACAAACUACCAAUCGCACUAUGACCCUGGAGUAUUUAGGAAUAGGUUCAACAACAAAUAUUUCAGAAUCUUACAAUGCUACCACUGAGGUACCGUUCCCCAGUCAUAUUCAUACAGCUAAAAAUGAUGAUGUUCGUUACAAUUGGGACCGGUCAGUGGACAGAACUCGCAAACUGGCCCUUGCCAUUGCGAUCCCUGUUGUCCUGCUAUUGUUCGUGAUAUUAAUAGCCAUAGCCUGGGUUACUGUAUUUGAAGUUCGCUGGAACCAAAGAAGGGUCGACGUAGAGGCUUCGGGUAAUACAAAUCAAACUGGGGGUCGAACGUCAGCAUCAUCUGAAUAUUCCUCCCCUGAAGUUAUUCAUGUUCCAAAACGAAAUGGACACAACACGCCUGAGGCUUGGGCAAAUGGCAUACACCAAGAACGAGUUGUGUCAUAGCGGUUUUAGUAAUUUGGGGAAUUUUAUAGGAGCUUGAGCCUUAAAAUGCUGCCAAACUUCUAGAGUUUAGUUGUUGAUUUCGGCGAGGUAUUAGUGCUGUCUCUGUCCUAUUGUUACCUACAAAUCAAUUUGAGAGAGCAGAACACCGAUUUUAUCAGCACUUCAGCAACGUGAUUGGAACUUUUAUUGUACCUGGUUGUAACCACUGGAAUUCUGCUUUAAUUGCAAUCGCGUUGCUGUCGACUGCAGCCGCUGACAAGAGAGCAUUGAUACCAAUGUGUUUCGCCCUAUGCAACAAAGCACUGUCCAACGUUUAACUUUGUACUUAUAAUCAUGUUUGGCAGUUACAAUUUAGUACUUACUUAGCUUUUUGCUAAAGCCUUAACCGUGUGUCAGAAUCAUUUAUUACUAUUUCUACUUAUCUAAAGUAUAUCGGCAACAUUGAACUCGUGUUAACGUACUUAUCGUUCGUAAAUACAACUGCAGAUAUAUUGUUAAAUUAUACUGACGCAGGAUUAUAUCCACAGCUUGUUGUAGAUCGUACCAUUAACAAAUUUUGUUGACAGCUACAAAGUUAUUCUUUUUUUUAAAGUUUUGCAAGUUUUAUACACAAAAACUUUGUUUAAAAUUUUGUACAUUUCUUUUUUUUAAAACCUACUUAACUUAUUCGUUCCAAUCUGUAGCAAGGAGAUGCCAAAAAAACAUACAAAAAGUCGAUUGACGUACACUAAAAUAAACAAACCAGUUAAAUAUUUAUGUAUAUUUACGAUGUUAUUAAGAUCCUAUUAUUACAUAUUAUUACAGCAAGAACUAUUGCAUUUUAUGUUUCUUUCGUGACACAUAAUAGUCGCUUGUUCUGCAAUAAAGAUAAAAUUCUAAACCUA
Messenger RNA from Ciona intestinalis (vase tunicate), 2711 nucleotides. RefSeq lists its product as uncharacterized. NCBI's taxonomy places the organism in Eukaryota, Metazoa, Chordata, Ascidiacea, Phlebobranchia, Cionidae. The record is from RefSeq and is a predicted model, not a curated record.